Messenger RNA from Thamnophis elegans (Western terrestrial garter snake), 1548 nucleotides. RefSeq names its product hematopoietically expressed homeobox (gene HHEX). Bases 178 to 1023 code for a protein of 281 amino acids. Gene Ontology annotation, molecular function: RNA polymerase II cis-regulatory region sequence-specific DNA binding; DNA-binding transcription factor activity, RNA polymerase II-specific. Gene Ontology annotation, biological process: cell differentiation; regulation of transcription by RNA polymerase II. The transcript has 4 exons. Lineage: Eukaryota; Metazoa; Chordata; Lepidosauria; Squamata; Natricidae. The record is from RefSeq and is a predicted model, not a curated record.
UGCCCAGCGGAGCUCCCAGAUUGAAGCUGGCCGUGCGGGAGGCGGCAGGGCAGGGCAGCGCCCCUGGUUUCGACGUGAGUCGUUGGGGGGAAAGCAGCGGCGGGUCCCGGCAGAGGAAGACGGGCCGGGGCUCCAAGCCCCAAGGCGGAGAGGCUGCUGGCAGUGCCCAGCCCAGCCAUGCAAUACCACCAGCCGUCGGGCUCGGGCUCUCUGCCCCCUCUCUACGCGCCCACCCCGCUGCUGCAGCCCGCGCACCCCACGCCCUUCUACAUCGAGGACAUCCUGGGCAGGGGUCCCCCGGGGCCGCCCCCGCCGCCCCCGCCUCCCACUCUGCCCUCGCCCAACUCCUCCUUCACCAGCCUGGUGGCUUCCUACCGGACGCCCAUCUACGAGCCCACGCCGAUCCACCCGGCCUUCUCGCACCCGCUGGCCGCCGCCGCUGCCGCUGCAGCCACCUACGGGAGCGGACCCUACGGCCCGGCCGCCGGGACGCCCCUCUACCCGUUUCCCCGCGCCGUCGGCGAUUACUCCCACGCGCUCCUCCGCCACGACCCCCUGGGGAAGCCGCUGCUGUGGAGCCCCUUCAUGCAGAGGCCGCUACACAAGCGGAAAGGAGGCCAAGUGCGCUUCUCCAACGACCAAACCAUCGAGCUGGAGAAGAAGUUCGAGACCCAGAAAUACCUCUCCCCGCCCGAAAGGAAGCGCCUGGCCAAAGUGCUACAGCUCAGCGAGAGGCAGGUUAAAACAUGGUUCCAAAAUCGGCGGGCAAAAUGGAGACGAUUAAAGCAGGAGACCCCUCAGCCCAACAAAAAAGAAUCAGAAAGUGGAGAAAGUCUUCAGACUUCCAAACAAGAAAAUUGCUUGAGUCCUCCUGAGAUGGAUAAAGGAGUGUCUCCACAUAGGCCACCAUAUACUCCUUCACCUGUCUCCCAAGAAGAGUUGGAUUCGGACAUCUCAGAUGAUUCAGAUCAAGAGGUGGACAUUGAGGGAGACAAAGGCUAUUUCAACGGUCCCCAUCUGUAGUACCUGAAGAUGGACUUUCCCUCUAUUUGCACUUUAAGAGGAACUGGCUUAACAAAAAACAAUCAGUGCUAUAGAAAGAGGGAGGGGACUCUCUUCUCUUUCAGUUGGAUGGAGAAAGAGCGAAGGAAUAACAAACUCUGUAAAUAAUUGUCAUUGUGUUUGUCGAGACAAUCCGUUUGAUAAAGGAGUAGAUCUUUUCAUGACUGGAAGGGAAUCCUGUAUUUGCGUUCCCCUAUUUGUCCUGGGAUUGAUUUUGUAUCCUCGCCCAGAAUGCUGCCUUCUCCUCCAUGAAUUUAAACAUGAAGAUCCUUAGACUACGCCGGGGGGGGGGGGGGGGGGGGGAGGGGGGGGAGAACAAUCACAACAGGGAACAACGCGAAAAAAGGAAUUUUCUGAUGUUCUCAAGGAAACUUUUAGUCUGUGGGAUGCAUUCUUUGGCAGGGAUCUCACAAAUGUAAUAGUAUGCAGAAUGAAAUUGGAGUUUUGCAUGGGUCACGAGAGUAUCCUUCAUGAAAGUACAUAUUC